Messenger RNA from Pollicipes pollicipes, 1800 nucleotides. Its product is annotated as aarF domain containing kinase 5. NCBI's taxonomy places the organism in Eukaryota, Metazoa, Arthropoda, Thecostraca, Pollicipedomorpha, Pollicipedidae. Bases 28 to 1467 code for a protein of 479 amino acids. The transcript has 8 exons. The record is from RefSeq and is a predicted model, not a curated record.
CUCGACUACUGGUGGUCGACACGCGGCAUGGACGACACGUGCGAGGAGUACGAGAAAGCCAUGUCGGGCUGCCACCAGCUGUCGGCCCAGCGCAUUCUCGUCGGCUGCCUCAAGAACGGCGGCCUCUACGUCAAGCUUGGCCAAGGUCUGGUGUCCAUGAACCACAUCCUGCCCAAGGAGUACCUCAACACGCUUAAGGUGCUGCAGGACAAGUGCCUGAACCGACGGGCCGAUGAGGUGGGCCAGCUGUUCAUGGAGGACUUCGGCCGCUCGCACCUGGACCUGUUCGCUGAGUUCGACCCGGAGCCCGUGGCGGCCGCCAGCCUGGCGCAGGUGUUCAAGGCCAAGACUCACAGUGGCGAGCAGGUGGCGGUGAAGGUGCAGUACAUCGACCUGCAGGACCGCUUUCACGGCGACAUCAGCACCAUCGAGCUGUUGCUGGAGCUCAUCUCCUGGAUGCACCCCAAGUUCACGCUCAAAUGGGUGAUGAAGGACCUGAAGAAGACGCUCGCCGAAGAGCUGGAUUUCGUGAACGAAGCAAGGAACGCUGAGCGCUGCGCCAAGGACCUGGCCCACUUCAGCUUCGUGCACGUGCCCACAGUCCACUGGGAGAAGACGUCGCUGAGGGUGCUGACGGCCGAGUACAUCGACGGCGUCAAAAUCAGUGACCGCGAGGGCAUCGAGGCGCUGGGCCUGGACAUCGCCGACGUCGACACGAAGCUGAUUCGCUCGUUCGCCGAGCAGAUCUUCCACUCGGGCUUCGUGCACGCCGACCCCCACCCGGGCAACAUUCUGGUGCGGCGCGACCGGGACGGCCGGGCGGAACUGGUGCUGCUGGACCACGGGCUCUACCAGCGGCUCUCCGACAACGUACGCACAUCGCUCGCCAACCUGUGGAAGGCCAUCGUGCUCAACGACCACCCGAACAUGGCGCGCUUCGCUAAACAGCUGGGCGUGUCAGACGAGUACCGCUUCUUCUGCAUGUUCGUGGCGCAGAAGUACGUCGCGCCGCCGGCCGGCUCCAAACAGGAGAAUGAGUUCCUCGGCAAGCGCGGCCCGAAGGCUUUUGACCGCAACGCCUGGAAGACCAUGUCCAAAGAAGACCGGGCCGCCAUGCAGAAGCGCUGGGAGAACGCCCGCGAACGCAUGCGCGAAGCCUUCAACAACAUCCCCAAUGAGAUAUUUUUGGUGUUGAGGAACAUGAACCUGAUCCGCGCCAUCACGGCCGAGCAUGGCAGCCAGGUGGACCGGUACCGGCUGAUGGCUCGCAGCGCCACGCAGGGCGCCUUCCGCGUGGAGGGCGGUGGCCUGCGCUCCCAGCUGGCCGGCUACUGGCAGCGACUCGUCUUCGACUGGCGACUGUUCGUGGACUCAGUGAAGCUAUGGGCCGUCCGUCACACCUUCCGCCUGCUGGCGCUGCUGGGCAAGGCCCCGCCGGAGAUGAGUCGCAUGGUGGACCAGCUGUAGUCGUCGGCCAUCCGCGUCCCCGUCCCCGUCCACGGCGGCAGCGCGCCGCCGCCGCCCCUCCCUGCGUCACGUAACGGCUGCUCGGCGAGACGGACAGAACCACGUGAAGCUCCGGUGGAUGUUCGCCACUCACGCCCUGCGACACCGGUCGCCUGUCUCGUCUGGAGAGGGCAACAGAUGGCGGAUGGCCGACGCCGGCUUCGGUGCGCAGUCGUCAGCCGGCCGCCGCUCAUGCCGCGUGUAGAAGGCAAUAGGAUGCGUUGUACCUGUACUUGGGGAUAGAUGACCAUUAGCGUCCGAGGUGCUCCUGGCCUUCGUGGGGACGACUGACGC